GCGACCCGGUGCGAUUUGGCAAAUUUCUAGCAGAAGAAAUAUGUUUUCGCUGUAAUUGUCACCAUAUUUCUUCCAUUUCUUGUGACACCAUCUACUCAGGUAUUUCGGCAGAACAAUUGGAAUGGUUCUGUGUUAGUGCAAGAAGUGGUGGCAUUUAUUCGUUUUUGAUAUUAAUCAAUCGAUUUUACAUUGAUUUUCUGUGACUCUGUCAAAACGACUGGUCAGUGACUGAGUGACCACGGACAAAUUCCCAGCGGAGUAGAUAGAACCGAGUUUACUAAUAACUUCUCAUUUGGAUCAUUCCCGUGGAUGUAUUGGCCCUUUGCUACUGUUAAACACAGGACAUACGUUUAACUUGUAUGAAGUCAGCAGCACUGUGAUAAACAACAUCCCACCAUCGAUAACAAUAUGAGCCUAAUACUAGUUUGCCGGUCGUUUUGAAACAAACGAUAUGGAGACAGCUGUUCACACAAAGCUGUAGAAUGCAGACAUCGAGUUUGCAUAGUCUUUGCUUGUAACUCAAGUGGAUACAACUACAUCACAAGAUGAGGACAAUGGAGGAAGUGCUGAACCAUCUGGCCAGGGAUGCAUCAGCCCCGAAGAUGGGCGCACUAAGACAGUCCUGUGAAGCCGCUUUAGCCCUGCUGGAAGAUGGGGGGAUCACAGCGUGUACCCCUGCCUCAGAUCUGCGGGAGAAAUGUCUCGAGCCACUGCAGACGGCGCUGGAAUCACGGGCCAAGAGGCUGGCUGGACAUGCGGUGGCAGGGCUACAGCAAAUUUUAGUAGAUGAGCGCUUCCAAUCAAACUUGGAGUCUGACAACAAUGAGGAGAAGCUGCUGCCAGUUCAAAUCCUCAAUGCAGUGUACAGCACACCAAACCUCCCCGAAGACAUACAGGUUGAGAUCAUCAAGUUGCUGCUGAAUAUGACUUUCUCUACCACCUGGUGUAUGAAUGCCAAAAUAAUCACCAAAGUUUGCCAGGUGUAUAUUGAUACUCAUGUCCAGAGCUCCCAAGGUGUCAAGGGGGCCAUUCAGGCCAACAUGACACAGGUGCUUUCCAGGUUCUCUGAAAAACUCUCCGAUGCUGAGGAAACAGUGGAAGAGGAUGGAGAUGAUGUGUUGGCCGACUUCAGACCAUCUGGAGGGAAGCUGAGCACGACGGAGAGUCUGAUGGACGACGUGGUGUCUAUUCUCAAAUAUCUCUGUGACAAGCUUGUCGGGCUGCAGAGUGGCAGCCAAACAAAGCAGUCUCUCCCCCUCCUCCUGGAGGGCAUCCAUGCCAUCCUCAGCCAGGCCCCCCAGACCCUCCGCAACAACGACAGCUUCCAGGAACUGGUGUGGAAGAACCUGUGUCCCACCAUCAUCUCCCUGCUGGGCACCCCCAAGGCAGAGAAGAGCUCCCUCCUGCAGAAGGCUGACGAGAUGGGGCGGGGCUCGGGCUGCUCUUCCUCAGCCCCCAACAUUCUCAGUUCAGCAGCUAAAGUCAUAUACAGUAUUGCUGCGGAGCUUGUACGACUGGUGGGCAACAUCGGGUCACUGCGACCCGUGCUGGAGUCCCUCUUCCACAGGAUGCUGCUGUACCCCCCUCCUCAGCACAGACUCGAUGCUCUCAAGGUCAUGAAGGAGCUGCUAGGAGACAGUGAGAGAGUGAUAGAUCUGUCAGCUCCAUUGGCAGAAGAAGACAACCAAGUGAAGCCAUCAGGCAAGGCCACCCACUCCGAUGUAGCGCUGCUCAAACUGAUAGUUGACAGUGUGCAGGAGUGUAUCCACUGCAAUGAUUCCGGUGUGUGUUUCACCAGCGUCAUGUGUGUAGACCAGUUGUUGGGAUCUCUGGAGAGGCUGAGUCGAGGGGAGAACCUGUCUCUGUCUGUGGCUGAAGACAUCAACAAACUCUACCCCACCUUUAGUAAAGAAGUGUUUGAUAAGAAGGACUCAAGCAGCUGUGAUGGAGGAUCAGCGGAAACUUUAGACAUACCAGACAAAGAACCGGUCGUCCCGGAAACCACAGACGCUUCAGCUACCAUCGAGAAACCUGAUCAGGAAAAAGAUGAGACUGAUGUCACCAGGAGAACCAGCUCGGAGACCUCGGACGGGGUAAAGGAGUAUGAGAGCGAGAGUGACCGCGAGAUGGAAAUCCAGGCCACCAUUCAGUCCCAGUUGGAGACGCAGCUGAAGGAGGAGAUGGUGAGGCGACAGAAGCUGCUGCGAGAGAGGUUCGAGAGCGUGGAGCGGCAGAAUGCUCAGGAGUUUAUGCAGAAGCUGCAGGGUAUCCUGCCUCAUCUGUUGACUCUUGGCAGCGUGUUUGAGGUGGACGAGGCGCUGCAGAAGUUCGCAUCUGACUUCUGUGCAGGUUUGAUGUCUAAAGAAGGACCUGAAGACGACCCUGAAGUGAUUUCGGCCGUGAUCCUGAACGCUGAUGGUGUCUACAUCGCCUCCAUGGUCACACUGAUCCUCAGUCUCAGACUUACCGUCAGCGGCUACUACACCACGCGGGAUCCUGCAAGUCUCGUCCUGUCCGAGAAAGAGUUCAUGGAUGACGUCCUCAGCUGUGGGGUGAUGCUGUUUCUGUCACCGUCUUGGUUGAGUGAAGUGUACAACCAGGUGACCUACAGAAAUAUCCUGGACACAGGGACACACUCCAGCUGGCAGGACACACAGCUAGUGUGUAUGUUGAGAGACAUCGAUGGUCUGGGCAGCCACGAGAUGGGCGGCCAGAUGAUGAGUAGCUGUCGAGGUGGGGACAACAUGCUCAGUGUGGAACACGAACAGGUCAACAGUACCCAGGUCGAGGCAGGCAAGAAGUUGUCUCGCCGCAUCCUAUCCGUGUGUUGGGAAGGGGUGCUGGACGUGCUGUCGGUGUUGCUCAAUGGCAAGAGUUCCUGUGGGGUGUCCAGCAGCCUGGCCCUGAUGUUCGGUACGGAGGGGGCCAAGGAGGAGAGCAUGAGGGCUCGGGACGCCAUCUGUCUCAGUCUCAGUGGACUCCAGAGAGCAUCCAAACUCUGCUGCAUCCUGGGUCUACAGGAAUUGUGUGGCAGCGCCUUCACCCAGCUGGCAAACACGUCCUGUGUGAAGGAGGACUUGAGAGUAGGACCUAAGCCCAGUGAUGCCAAGGUUCCAGGAAAGACCUCUGUGUUGCCAGGGAAACCGAAGCUGGUCCGACUGCAUGCAGCUCAUGUCCUCAGUAUGGAUGUUGUCAUGACAACUGGGCUGGAGAUGGGCAGCCAUGCUGCUGAUUGCUGGAAACAUGUGUUCAGGUGCUGUGCACACAUCUCUGAACUGGAGCACACCUACUUUAGUGGUGGCAACAACCAGUCCAGCCUCCCAAAGGUGCACCAGGAACAAAACCCUGAACUCAACGCAAGCACAGAGAUUGAGUGUGACCUGUAUGCCAGUCCAGUGGCUUCUGUUAUACCUGUGGCCCCUCGUAUCAACGUGGCAGAGCUCAUCCGACAGAGUAGUAUAGAGUCAGGUUGGGACAGUGCAUUGUCAGGAGGAGGGGUGUUGACUCCUGCUCAGGCAUCCAAAGCUUUGUGUGGCUUGUCACAAGAAGUGGACAGGAUAUUUGAGGAUGCAGCCGAGAAGCUCAACCUGCAGGCCCUGCUGAGUUUCCUUGCCGAGCUAGGAGAGGCAAGUCGACUUCAGCUGAAGAAACAUGCUGGCCCAGACAUGGAUGGAGGGGUCCCCCGACUCCCCACCAAUGCCCUUCAUCUUUACAGGCUGCAGGACGUCCUCAUGAAGGUCGUCCACAGUUCACGACCUCUUCAGCAUCUUGUCAGAGUGUGGAGUGUCAUAUCACCCUACCUGGUCGAUGCAACUGGCAGUCGGGACAGGAGCAUAUCCAAGAUGUCCGUCACCUGCAUCCAUGACUUCAUUGUGGCAAUGCUGAGUAACCGCGAGGAGCGGCCACACUUCCACAUCAACGAGUUCCUGUGUAAGACGUUUGAGGACAUGCUGUGUAUGGACCUGUGUGAUGGGGAUGUACAAGACCAGAUCGUGUGUUCUAUCUGUGAACUGGUGGAGGCCUGCACAGCACAGAUCCAGUCAGGGUGGCGGCCCUUGUUUGGAGCUCUCCGUUCAGUGAAGAUAGAAUACACAGCUAACGAGGAAGUGAACGAGGCCAGACAGAGACAGAGCCAUGUGGCAGCCGUGCUCGAUGUGUUUGAGGUGUAUCUCAACACGGACAAUGUGCUGGUGUUUGCCAAUGCUACAGUCGACUGUAUUCUCUGUCUUCUGAAAUAUGUCAAUGGCCCAGGCAUGUUUGAGGAAAUGAGUGACGAUGGGUCUGACUCGGGCAGUGACAUGGGUCUGGGUGGCCCCACAGGGGAGAACUUGUGUAUCCCCGCGCUACAGUAUCUGCGCCGGUGUUGCCAGAUCCUGGCCUCCAUGUGGAAGAUGCCUGCGUGCCCCAACUUCAAAGGUGCUCAGAGGAUACAGUUGGGCUCCACUGUCCGACUCGUCGACCCGGUAAUCCCCAACAUGAACUUUGAGUCCUUCUCCAAGAGCUUCACAGAGUCAGAUGAAACUAAAACAGGACACGUCUUCCAGAAAGAAAACUCACAAGAUGAUGAUAAGCCAAAAGGAUUUCACAUAUCUGAACUGUCGGACCCAGUGUUUGACUCACAAAGCAUAACGUCAGCCGAUUCAGGGAUGCUAGAUGCUCUCUCUCCAGAAACACACCAGUCUCAGUCAGAUCCCGCUUUGGUUGACUCAGGCAUUAAGUUGACGUCUGCUGACACAAAAUGGCGGCCAGUGCCUCUGGAGGAGCUGGAUAAUCCCUCUCGAAUCCUGCAUGUGUGGUUUCUCUUGCUUGAUGGUCUGGCCACUUCCAUAUCCAGCUGCCCGAAGACCUUCCAGCCGCAGACCAUGGAGAUGCUGUUCGAGCUGCUCAGGUCAGCUGCUGAUGUUCCAGGUCCUCGGUUUGCUGUUUACAACAUCAACCAUCUGCUCUUGCCCAUGCUGCAGUCAUGGCUCCGAAGAGGCUCUCGUAUCCAUGGUUACUGGGAAAUCGGAGCAGUGAACUUCAAACAGUGUUGUGGAAACAUGUCGGACCUAGUAGUGGAAUAUCUGUCUAAAUUCAUAGGUCGGGAGGAGGAGCACCCUCACCUGGAGUUCAUGCUGAAGCAGACCCUGGACGUCCUUACGGAGUGUGCUGCCCAGCCCGUGGAGAACAUCUCCCGCCUUGGGUGCUCCUGUCUCAGGCAUGUGAUGUUGAGCGGGGGCCCUCUGCUGACGGAGGAGAUGUGGCAGAUGAGUGCAGCAGCCCUACAGAGGGCGUUGGACGUGACCACCUUCAACAUCCGACAACUCAUGGUGCUCUUCCACGCCAACUCCGAAAACUUCUACGGCGACAUCGGCCAGGUGAAGGUCGCCACCAGAAAGGACUGUACGAAGAUGGAAUGUUUCCGACUCAAACAGCUGGCUCAGCAGGUGUUCCUGUUGGAGAGCCAGAUGUGCCAGAUGCCGCAGAUACAGUUUGACAUGGAGGAGGACCAGUCAUAUGUCUUCCUGCUGUACCCACCUAACCAUAAGGACAGCCUGAACCCUGACCACAUCUCUACCAGAGUGCCGUUCCGGAACGUGGUAGUGGGUCUUCUGUCCCACCAGCUGUUGUUGCAGACCGUCGGCUACCUGCUGCUAGAGGGCACUGAAGGCCGGUCAGCAGAAAACAGAAAGGGCUCUGGCCUUACAGGUCUAAUCUCCUGCAUGUCGACCCGCAAUGUCCUCCAGUUCUUGGAUAUGCUGUACAGCUCCUACAAGCUGGCCUGUGACUUUGACACUCGGCCCGGCCUCAAGUUCCUCAUCCAGAAGGUGGCAGGGUUGGAGGUGGCUGCCAACCUGUACAAGCAGGCCGGGUCGAGCAUCAUCUUCUACAUCCAUUCCCUCCUGGAGAUCUGUGCCCAUCUCAACAGUCUCACCCUAGAGAGGACUCGCUCCUUCCUGGACGAGGUGCUCAAACAGGGUAGCCUUGACAAUGGGGAGAUUGACAUGAAGAUCAAAAGCAGGAGCUCUGUGGAACCGAUUGAUGCCAACCCGGCAGCUUUUAUCCAGUUGCUGCAGAAUACUUGUGACGAGUUGUGUCAGACCUAUGUGGACAUCCUGCUGGACAAGGACGGGUUGUCCUGCUUCGACCGCAUGGCUGACCAGUCGUUGUUCUUCCUGAUUGCCCAGCCCGAUGACCUCAAUGAACCAACCGAACGGAAGACGUCCGAGGAGGAAACAAAAACUGAAGUGACUUCGGAUGGAUUUGUCACCAUGACAACAGUUGGUGUGGAGACACAGGAAGAAUCCCAGGUGGAGACCUGCCCAGUGGAUGCCACGACACCUCCCCCGUUUGAGGAGCGAGCCGACACCCCAUCCCCGGUACACACCCGCAGCAAGCGGGAACUGAGGGAGGAGCACGAGAGCAAGGUGUACACGGUGGCCACGGACAAGUUCAUCCAGUCCCUCAUGUCCCAGUACAAGCGACGCAAGCAGCAGCACUCCAUGCCAUCCUUCGUCAAGUUCACCAAGAGGAAGAAGGACCUGUCCAAGCUCGGGAGGAAGGAAGCAGUGGAUGAAGAGAUUGACAAGCAGCAGAAAAACUCAAUAUUAAAGGACAGUGAGGCACACGUGAUGUCGUGGUCUGAGAUGCUGUGCACUAUCCUCCGUCUGUUCCUCCAGCUUCCGCAGCCCCAGUUCCGUGCCCUGCUCCCCGCAGUCUUCAACUGUGUCAACCAGCUCAUAUGUCACGCUGACGACCCCAAGCUGAAAGAAACCUUGGCAGACUGGUUCUACAGACUCGGGAGCAUGUAUGGCUUCUCACUGGAGAAACCUGUUGACUUGAAGCCGAAAGAUUCGGAGCCAGCACAGAGUGAUGUCAGCACGUGCUAGCAGGGAGACUAUUUUUGAAGAUUUGGUUGUAUUCAUCAAUUGUGAUAUCAUUUUAAUUGUGAUAAGAUUAACAUGCCACACAAAACAUGCUGGUAGCCGGGAAAUGGUUUAAAAUGAUGAAGCUGGUUUGGGGUUGCAGGCUUAAAGGCUUAUAUGAUAAUAAUGGAUUUCUAUGGCACCUGGUAUCAAUGGAGCAGCACAAAGUGUAGGAGGGAUAGGCUUCAGGGAAGAGAUAGGCUUUUAGCCGUCUGUGGAAGUCUUAUGAUGAAAUAGUACUUUUUCUGUUAAUUCCUUUGUGAUUUUAGUCUUAAAGGACAUGUGAGCUCUAAUGUUUAGUUUGGGGAUGGGGAAUAUCCAUUUUAAGAUUGACUGAGACUUUGCAUCAGUUUACAAGAUGUAUUUUUGAAGGUUACAUAUGUCUUGCAUAUUUUAUCAGUCAUCUUUAUCGUUGGUCUCCUGUCAAGGAAUUGUAUUCAUGAUUUCCUUUGAAGUGUUUGGAAAUACGACAGUCGUUUCAGACAUUUUACUUUUAGAUUGGAAAAUGUCAAUAUUGGGAUACCAGAUUUGUUGAGUAAUCCAGAAUCCCAGCUUCUAGGUAAUUACUGGAGCGACACAGAUGGAAAGCAUCUGUAACCAAAGAGAAUCUGGAGAUGUGGUGAUGUGGAUUUAUUUAAUGCAACCUCUGUGUCUGGGUUCCUGUUCUAUGGGGGGCAGUGAGGCAGCCUAGUGGUUAAAGCGUUCGCUCGUCACGCCGAAGACCCGGGUUCGAUUCCCCACAUGGGUACAAUGUGUGAAGCCUAUUUCUGGUGUCCCCCGCCGUGAUAUUGCUGGAAUAUUGCUAAAAGCGGCGUAAAACCAUACCCACGCACUCACUCCUGUUCUAUGGAAAUGUUGAAAUUUUGUUGGAAGAUCAAAUAAUCAUAUUUCUAUGCCAAAUGUUUGUAUUGUGAUUCUACCAGCAGAAAGUGAAGGGUUGCUUGAACUACUAAUAGCAUGAAUGUUAUUGACAACAUUUCCUGGUGUGGACUGUUGCUCGUGCUUUCAAUCACGGAAUUGUCGGAGCUCUUAUUCACAGGCUUGAGUGAUAUUGUUGGAAUCUUGCUGACCGUGGCAUUAGCAGCUUUCACUGAUUAUAGAACAUGUUACAGGGUACAUGAUUCCUGCUUAGAAUUGGAACCUAUGCUGAUACAAACAGGUAGAGAAUUGGAUCCCGUGGUCAGGCUUGGUGAUGGCCAGAUCAGUCUUUGUUCGUAAUAUCAAUCACAUGAUUGUCAGGUUGCGACUCAAUAAUUUACAGACUGCUGUCAUAUAGCUGGAAUAUUGCUGAGUUCAUAUAUA
Molecule: messenger RNA, 8207 nt
Organism: Haliotis rubra (blacklip abalone)
Lineage: Eukaryota; Metazoa; Mollusca; Gastropoda; Lepetellida; Haliotidae
Product: brefeldin A-inhibited guanine nucleotide-exchange protein 3-like
Biological process (GO): regulation of ARF protein signal transduction
Molecular function (GO): guanyl-nucleotide exchange factor activity
Source: RefSeq, a predicted model, not a curated record